AGGAGAAGCAGCUGGAGCUGACUCUGGAGGCACUCAUCAGUCAGGUGGCUGACCUCAAGAACUCCUUGGUCAGUUUUAUCUACAAGCUGGAGAACGAGUACGACCGACUCACGUGGCCGUCAGUUCUGGACAGCUUUGCGUUGCUCUCAGGGCAGCUGAACACCUUGAAUAAAGUGCUAAAGCAUGAGAAGACCCCACUAUUGAGAAACCAGGUUAUCAUACCCCUAGUGCUGUCUCCAGACCGUGAUGAGGAGAUCAUGCGGCAGACAGAGGGACGUGUGCCGGUAUUCAGCCAUGAGGUAGUGCCUGAUCAUCUUCGAACUAAGCCUGACCCGGAGGUGGAGGAGCAGGAGAAGCAGCUGAUCACAGAUGCAGCUCGAAUUAGCCCUGAUGUGGCACAGAAACAGAUCCAAAGUCUGAACAAAAUGUGCUCAAAUCUGCUGGAGAAAAUCAGUAAGGAGGAGCGUGAAUCUGAAAGUGGAGGUUUAAGGCAGAACAAGCAGACUUUCAACCCUGCGGAUACCAAUGCCCUGGUAGCAGCUGUGGCCUUUGGGAAAGGACUGUCAAACCGGAGGCCCCCUGGCUCUGGCGGAUCUGUCCAGUCAGGCCAACCAGGAGCUGGUGCCAUCAUUGCAGGUGCUUCAGGCAUGCAGCAAGUCCCCAUGUCAGGGGCACCAGCUCAGCAGCAACCAAUGCUAGCAGGAGUGCAGAUGGCACAAGCGGGACAGACAGGAAAAAUGCCGAGUGGCAUAAAAACAAACAUCAAAUCUGCCUCAAUGCAUCCGUAUCAGAGAUGAGCUGAGAUGAACCAGACCCAGGGAACAGCAGUUACCAGCAUCGUUCCUUCUGCAGCCACCUGAAUUCCUUCUAGGACUUCCAACACACUAUAUGCAGGGAGAUAAGGGUUGUGAGGCCCUUCCUUGAGCUUUGUUAGUGCUGGGUGGCUUGUGGGGAGCUGCUAGCGGCCGUGUCUCCCAGACACAGGUACUUCUCUGUUCAGUCAGAGCAGAGGACUUUGCUUCUGAUAUUGAUCCUAUCUUCUUCAGAUCUGGCCUGGAGAACAACUACUCUUCCCUGAUACAGAACCUGAAGAGCUGCAUGGGGCCUUCUGCUCCGUGUUUCUGCUUGUUCACUUAGGCUGUUCUCUUUUUACUCUCUCUUGUUGAAUAAAGACUUCGUUAUGCA
Apaloderma vittatum (bar-tailed trogon) is the source of this 1185-nucleotide messenger RNA. It is a transcript of the gene MED8, whose product is annotated as mediator complex subunit 8. NCBI's taxonomy places the organism in Eukaryota, Metazoa, Chordata, Aves, Trogoniformes, Trogonidae. The transcript has 6 exons. Gene Ontology annotation, biological process: regulation of transcription by RNA polymerase II. Gene Ontology annotation, molecular function: RNA polymerase II cis-regulatory region sequence-specific DNA binding; transcription coregulator activity. The record is from RefSeq and is a predicted model, not a curated record. Bases 258 to 797 code for a protein of 179 amino acids. Gene Ontology annotation, cellular component: core mediator complex; mediator complex.